GCGCCUUCGCUGAGGUGCCGCUCGCCGCGCUCGUCGCCGCUGCCCUCCCCUCCCCUCCCCCCAGAGUUCGCUGGUGUCCGUCACCGCCUCGGCCGCCGCCGGGUCCUCGUGGCUCCUCCGGGAAAGCAAAGAUGAACGUGAUCGACCACGUGCGGGACAUGGCGGCCGCGGGGCUGCACUCCAACGUGCGGCUCCUCAGCAGCCUCCUCCUCACUAUGAGCAACAACAACCCUGAAUUAUUCUCUCCAUCUCAGAAGUACCAGCUUUUGGUCUACCAUGCAGAUUCUCUCUUUCACGAUAAAGAAUAUCGGAAUGCUGUUAGCAAGUACACAAUGGCCCUACAGCAGAAAAAGGCCUUAAGUAAAACAUCCAAAGUGCGACCUUCCACUGGCAGUGCUGCUUCAACUCCUCAGAGUCAGUGUCUUCCAUCUGAAAUUGAAGUGAAAUACAGAAUGGCUGAGUGUUACACAAUGCUAAAACAAGACAAAGAUGCAAUCGCUGUCCUUGAUGGGAUCCCCUCCAGACAGAGAACCCCUAAAAUAAACAUGAUGUUGGCCAACUUGUACAAGAAGGCGGGUCAGGAGCGCUCUUCUGUGACCAGCUACAAAGAGGUGCUGAGACAGUGCCCGCUGGCUCUGGACGCCAUUCUAGGUUUAUUGUCCCUUUCUGUAAAAGGUGCAGAAGUAGCAUCCAUGACAAUGAAUGUAAUCCAGAGCAUUCCUAACUUGGACUGGCUUUCAGUGUGGAUCAAAGCAUAUGCCUUUGUCCACACUGGUGACAACACCAGAGCUAUCAAUACCAUCUGUUCUCUAGAGAAAAAGUCCUUAUUGAGAGAUAACGUGGACCUACUGGGGAGUUUAGCAGAUCUGUACUUCCGGGCUGGAGAUAACAAAAACUCCAUUCUCAAAUUUGAACAGGCCCAGAUGUUGGACCCCUACCUGAUAAAAGGAAUGGAUGUCUAUGGAUACUUACUAGCACGAGAAGGACGACUCGAAGAUGUCGAGAACCUGGGCUGCCGCUUAUUUAAUAUUUCUGAUCAGCAUGCUGAACCAUGGGUAGUCUCUGGCUGUCAUAGUUUCUAUAGCAAACGAUACUCUCGGGCCUUGUAUUUAGGAGCUAAGGCUAUUCAGCUCAACAGUAACAGUGUCCAGGCUUUGCUGCUGAAGGGUGCAGCCCUUAGAAAUAUGGGCAGAGUGCAAGAAGCCAUAAUCCACUUUCGGGAAGCCAUACGCCUUGCCCCUUGUCGGCUGGACUGUUACGAAGGUCUCAUUGAAUGUUAUUUAGCGUCAAACAGCAUUCGAGAGGCAAUGGUAAUGGCCAACAACGUCUAUAAAACCCUCGGAGCAAAUGCACAGACCCUCACCCUUUUAGCCACUGUGUGUCUUGAAGAUCCCGUCACCCAGGAGAAAGCAAAGACCCUGCUGGACAAAGCCCUAACCCAGAGGCCCGACUACAUUAAAGCGGUGGUGAAGAAAGCAGAGUUACUUAGCAGAGAACAGAAAUAUGAAGAUGGCAUUGCUUUGCUGAGGAAUGCGUUGGCCAAUCAGAGUGACUGUGUGUUACAUCGAAUACUGGGCGACUUCCUGGUGGCUGUCAAUGAGUAUCAAGAAGCUAUGGACCAGUACAGUAUCGCUCUCAGUCUGGAUCCCAAUGACCAGAAGUCUCUUGAGGGGAUGCAGAAGAUGGAGAAGGAGGAGAGUCCCACCGAUGCUACUCAGGAGGAAGAUGUGGACGACAUGGAAGGAAGUGGGGAAGAAGGGGAUUUGGAGGGCAGCGACAGCGAGGCAGCACAGUGGGCCGACCAGGAGCAGUGGUUUGGCAUGCAGUGAGGCCUCUGGUCUCCCCUUGGAUGGGCGCAGCUCAGAGUGGCCCGAGCAGAGCUGGGGGCAGCCUCGUCUGGGAAGAAGACCACCAUGUUGUCUCAACGGGGAAUUUGGUUUUCUCGCUCUCUGUUCUCAGUAGUAACUUCAUUUUUGAAAAUUGAGGCUGCCAAGCUCUCCAGAUCGCUGUCCUCUCCCUGCUCUUAGCACGAGCAGUCUGGGAAGCAUGCAGGCGUGCUGGAGCUCUGGGACAGACAGCGGUCUUUGUGCACUUUGGUUCUAAAUGUCUGACUCUGAGUGAGAUGCUUCGUAGGGAAUGUGGCAGCGCGGUGGGAAAGAAGGGCCGGUCCGGGGAGGUGUGCUCUCGCUAGUUUCUUAAGGCAGUGCAGGUUGGCCCUUUCAAAAACUGUCCCAUCUGCUGACAGCUCCAGUAGGCUGCUCAGGAUCUCCCUUUUGAUUUUGCUUCUUUCUGCAGUGUUGGCAAUGCCUUAAACGGAGACUUGAUAUUCUGCAAACGUUUUCCUGUUUGAUAACCUAACAACUUGCCUAUAGAGCCCAGGCCAUGAUCUUCAUCAUUGGCUGUAGCUUACCAUAGAACGGUGAAUGGGAGCCCCUUUCCUGAAGAUUUCUGGCUCUUCAUUUGCUGUAAUUACAGAAUAAAGCCACUUUUUGGGUACAGUAAUGGAAUUCCUCUGGCUGAAAUGAAAGCCACUCUGCAGUUUUUGUUACUUCUUUUCUCCUGUUCUGUCUGGUCUCCAGGAAUAGCUGGAAAAUUAAUUUUUUUGUUAAAGGUUUUAAAAUUAUGCUGCCUCAUCUGUGUGUGGGUGUCAUGUGUGCCAGCUGCAUCUCUGCUGGUAUCUUCCUCACAAACUGGGUCAGGGCCAGAAAUGUUGGCCACAGAAUCUUCCAUCUUUCCCCCCAGCCCAUGUCUUAAGUACCUGAAGAAACGACCCCCGGAGCCAUGGUUUGAACUUUUGUGCUUAAUUAACUUGCCUGUAGCUUCCUCUGCUUCAUGUGGUAAAGGGAUCCCUCCAAAGCAGGCUUCCCCUGCUCCUCAGAACCGAGCUGUCUGUAACCUAACCUGUAGUUCCACCAAGAUCUGUUCUUGUCACUGGGAGGGGUGGCAAGGUCUGCUUUCUUGAAAUGUUCUCAUCUGUCUCCAGACCUGUAAAAUGUGCAUAAAGAUAGGCUACGGUGGCCCUCCUGGGGGAGCAGCCCUAGAGUUGAGGUGCACGUGUCUGCCGGACUUGUCCCUGAGGCUGAUGGAGUAUGCUUUGCCAUGGGCCUUGAAGCCACAAGCUUGCUCCUUGGAGGGCAUGCCCUCCUGCUCGUUCCUUCCAGUUGGUCUGGCACCAGCACCGGGUGAUGGAUGUUCAGACCCUGGGGAAAGCUGGCUGUGCUGCGCUGCACUGUGCUGCCAGGUAGGAGGGCUUCCUUUGACUGGAUAAGCCUUGGCUCAGGGCAGGCACGUGGGAGCAGCUCUGCUUCUACCUCGUGCUCUUGCUUUCAGCAGUGAAAAUGCAGGGGGUGGUUACUGGGAGAGAACUACCUUGUUUCUUUUUGGGUAACUGCCUGUGGUUUGGAGCUCUGAGCAGCCUGCCUCCUUACAGUCAAGCAGUGCCCUCCUCCCAGCACCUCAAACACAAGCCUCUCAGAAGGGCAAGAAGUGAGCUCUCAGAGCCCUUUGGGGGUCACUUAGGGCCUCUUCUUGUACCUGUUUUGUGGGCCUGUGACUCUGGGCUCAGGUGCGGCCUCCCCUCGAUGCCUUGACCUGUUCACUGCUGAUAGCAGGACAUGGGCUGGACCUCACGACAAGCCUGGCAAACCUGAUUUAACCACAGGGCCUCUGAGUGGUCCCUGGAUAACUCUCGAGAUGCUCUGAGGGAAGGGCCAGACUCAGGUUUUCACUUCCUGACUGGAGGUGAGACCAGGGAAGGGCUCCCAGGGUGCUUGGCAGAGUCGCCUGGCUGGCUGGGUGGAUUUACCAUGAAGUGGGCAAUGAUAGGCCUGCUGUGAUAGGACUCCUUUCUGUAGAGUGCUUUAAGGUAGGUAUGGCAAGUGUUGGCAUCCCCAUUUUACAGAAGAGAAGAUUGAGGCAGAGAACUUUGAGUAACUUGCCAGUGAUCACCUUGCUUUUGAGUGUUGAAGCUGAGAUUUGAACCCUUGUCUCCUGACUUGUUGGCAUUUGCAAAGGUGUGGUGGGUCAUGGUUUUUUAACUCUUAGGGCUUCCCAGGCCAUAUUGAAAUGGGCCAGCUUGAUUGUGUGUAGCAGCUUUUCAGUUAGGCCAGGACAGCCAGCUCCUCUUCCCCCGUUGCGGCUAACUUUCCCUUCUGUUUGUUUGCUCAGGGAGCACACGCCCAUUUAACAUGUCACUGCGAAGGUCUUUGAGACGGUAGAGGUGCUGCUGGGGAGACAGCAGGGCUGUCAGGCGUUGUCUAGGACAGAGAGAGGCAACGCUGGUUGCAACUCACCUGUCUCCUCUUCUGGACGCCCCACUUCAGCUUAGCGCCUGUAUUAGGUGCCUGCUGUGUGUCCGACACUGCGCUAGCUGCCGGGGAGACCGACCAACCCGUCGCGGCUGCUCCCAGAGAAUUUACUUUCUGUUGGGAGACAGAACGUGUGGACAGAGGAACACAAGUGAGACAGUUUGAGGUCGAGAGCCCUUGUAACUCCAGAGGGGAGAAGAAACUUCCCUAGACUCUCUGCUGGGGCACGGGGCACAGAGCACAGGCUGGAGGUCUUCCUGCAUCGUUGUCUGCAGGGUGGCAAGAUGUAAGGAGACUGGCUGCUGGCAGUUGUUGGGGGCCUGUGGGAAAGCAGGCACACUUGUGUAGCCUUUCUGGAGAGCAGUAAAGUUUCUGAACUGUGUAACUAAACCCUUUAGCCCAGCAAUACCCCUCCUAGGCCCAUGCCCCAAAGGUUGAGAGGAGGAGGGAAAGGACUCAUGUACAAACAUUGAUAGAAGCUUCUUUUCGUGGUGACAAAAUGCCCCAUAAACUUGGGGGAUGUUUGAAGAAUGUAAUGGAAGAGUUUUAACCAUAAGAAAUGGGGAUGGGGCCUGUUAAAGAGACAUGGGAAGACUC
Messenger RNA from Phascolarctos cinereus (koala), 4904 nucleotides. It is a transcript of the gene ANAPC7, whose product is annotated as anaphase promoting complex subunit 7. NCBI's taxonomy places the organism in Eukaryota, Metazoa, Chordata, Mammalia, Diprotodontia, Phascolarctidae. The record is from RefSeq and is a predicted model, not a curated record. Gene Ontology annotation, cellular component: anaphase-promoting complex. Gene Ontology annotation, molecular function: protein binding. Gene Ontology annotation, biological process: cell division; positive regulation of mitotic metaphase/anaphase transition; protein ubiquitination.